Molecule: messenger RNA, 13986 nt
Organism: Leptosia nina
Lineage: Eukaryota; Metazoa; Arthropoda; Insecta; Lepidoptera; Pieridae
Source: the annotation of a GenBank genome assembly
AUGGAAAAACUAAGUAAGAAAGAAAAGGCCGAAGCUCGUGAACUGUUUGAGAAUCAACUUCGUUAUGCAUUCAUUAAAUACGAUUAUGUGGACGACGAGGAAGACAAUAGUGAGAAACGGCGGGAAGAAUGCGAGCGAAAAGCAAGGAGGGGGGAAAUGGACCCCCGGCUGGAGUUCACCUUCCAGCUGCUCAUAGAUGGAACCGGUCUACCAAGACAUGCUAUCAUGGAUCAUGUUUUUGAAGGGAAUAUGUUAGAUGACAUUAACCAACUGUUCCUCCCGCACAUGAGGAAUAAGCUACUCUGGUACUAUCAAGAUGUAGAAGAGAUAGAAGCGAGGCCGCAACCCGAGAGUACGAAACCAAGGCAACAAGGCCAGGGGAAACAACCACCCCCACAAGUGACACUUAAGAAGAAACUAUUCUUAUCAGACGGAUGGGAUGUUAAGUUUACCGGUGUAUGUAUUUAUAUGUUCCGGAUAAAUGUUAGCAAGCAGUUACCAGAAGAAGGCUUUCAUAAAGACUUGUUUUGUGGUGUUCUAAACGCUGAACAAGUAGGUCUUGUUACUGCUAUAGAGCGGGUUAUGGAACAUGUAUAUAUGAACGCAUUAGCUCACCCCAGUACGGACGGCGAUGAGGACGAGACCAGGUUCCCCAUAGUUAAGAAUCAGCUACUACCUGGUUUGAGGUCUUUCUGCAGUGCUCUGAAAGUAUGUGAAGAUGUCUGUAACCAAGUGAAUCUAUUUGAUGACGGGCAAGUAUUGAUGUCUAAGUUACAAGAUCACACAGAACUGAAGGAAAUGACGAAAAAUCCCAACACAGUAACGAUGUUGGAGGAACGAGUUAAUGAGUGGAUUAAAAAGAUUAUGGAGAUCCUUAGUGAAAGUGAACAACUGCGGCGUGAAGUGGACUCAAGUGGGCCGCAAGACGAACUCGAAUACUGGAAGAAAAGGGGGGGCACAGUUUUCUCAGCUAGUAUCGUAUCUACAACCAAUUCAAAAGUUAUCAAGUUCUGGCGCGACACAGACCACAAAAUCACCUUCUGUUACAAUGAGGCCAAAGAUAAUGCAAAAUUCGUACAAGCGAUGGAGAAGUGUUGUCAUUCUUUGUAUCUGGAUGAUCCUGUCAAGAUCAAAGAUUCUAUACUGAGUCUGCUACAGACAGUCCGACUGAUUCACAGCGUAUCGCAAUUUUACAACACAUCGGAAAGAAUAUCUUCUCUAAUGGUCAAGGAACGCGACCUCGUCCGUAACAAACUGAUGCAUUGCAUUAACUUAAAUAAAACCUACAGGGACACUUACCUCUUUGUUAAGAAUCAGCCGUUCCUACCCAACACGGAGCAGUUUAGCUUUUCCGAAAACUAUGUGUUUGGAAAAUUCGAUACGUUUUGUAAGCGUCUGAAUAAAAUCAUUACAAUGUUCGACUUGAUAGAUGAUUACAACCAUCUCUUUGAGAAGCGUAUGGAGGGUCUACUGUUAGGUGAAGAUCUCGAGGACGCAAUGCAUGCUUUUGAAGAGGCUAAGAAGGCAGUGACCACAUGCCAAUACGAUUACUUAGAUUAUCGCAAUAAUGAAUUCGACAAGGAUUACCAAGCAUUUCAAGACAAAACCGACGCUUUACGGGAGUCGAUCGGUAACACGAUAGAAAUUAACUUUGCCAGCGUCUGGGAAACCCCGCAGGGGAUAAAGUUUUUGACAAGAUUCGAAAAGGUCAGUCAAAAAAUACAAAUAACAAAACUCAGCGAGAAAUACAGCCGAGUACUGAAGUACAGUGAAAAGGAAGUGGACAAAAUUAUGAAAAUGUUUAAGAGACAAAAGGAAGAUCCGCCGUUGCCUAGGAAUUAUUCACCUGUCGCAGGCCGUAUAAAGUGGGCGCGUUGUUUGAUGUACAACAUGACGGAAACUGUUGAGAGUGUAUGCGCCCACCCCGUCCUGCGAGCGCUUCCAGCAGCUGCGGAUAUGUUGCGCAAGUACCAGGCCACCAAAACUCUCAUACACAACUAUGAAACAACUAUGAGCGCUGUAUGGAUGAAUCAAAAUCUGUGGGAUGUUGAUGACAGUUUGAACAAUACUUUACUGAAAAUCGAUGAUACUGGACAAUUAGGUGUAAACCUGGACCAUACUAUUAAAUUGCUAAUCCGCGAAUCAGACUGUCUGAUUAAGAUGGGUGUGGAUCUUCCUAUCCUGUGUCACUCGUUGUACGCCAAGAAGAAUUACUUUACACUUGUGAAUGAUUCACUACAGUUCUUGCUCGAAGAUUACCUGCGGAGUGUCCGUCAGGUUAAAUUGGAAGUACGCCCGCUUCUGUUACCACAAGUGGUGCGACUGUCCUCGCUCUUGCUCCCUGGUCUUCGCUCGGUUACUUGGACUAGCGAGGACUGGAAAGAGUUCGUGGACAGAGCCAACGCAGCCAUCAAUAGCUUUGACGUCCUUGUUACGAGAGUGCAUGAUAUAUAUACGAAUAGAAUUAUAUAUGUGUUGUCUGGUAUGCAAGAUGUGACUCUAAUAACUUUGCCAGAUGAAACUCCGUGGGCUGUUGACGAAUUUAUCGAGUUUGUUGAGACUAAUUGUCGAAACGCUUGUGUCGAAUUAAAUCGCAAGAGCAUUAUGGUGGAAGAAGCAGUGGAGGAGGUUUUAGACCUCGUAAAGAAAGCAGCUCAACAGAUCAAACCGGCCGAAAUUAAUCCAGACUUUGAAUUUCUUAUCACCGAAGAUGAUGCACAAGGCAGUGCUACGGUGUCUACACUCAAUGAGUCAACAAGUAGUGGACAGCAAGAUUGGUCCGCCGUUUGGGAAUGUUUUGAAAGUCCACAUAGACUAUUGUCCAUACCAGCUGGUGGUCUUUCCAAGAGCAUGCAGGAGAUGGUGAAAAACGCAGUGAGCGAAAUGCGUCGCUAUUACAGUCGUAAAGUGAUUGAUGUUCUUAUCAGAGUUACCAGGCGAGCUUUGGAUCUUAUCAUUAAGCAGUUCUCACAAGAUUCGGACACUCUAGGUCAACAGAAGAAACCGAUAUUCUUACUUCACGCUGCGCUGGUGAUACCAAAUGUGUUGGUGAAACCAACUCUUGACGAGAUUCAAGAAGUUUUAGUUUUAGCGGGAAAACAUAUCUCGGGUUUGUCGAAGGGCGUCGCACAGUGGACUGGAGGAAAGACAUCUAGGGUAAGCUGGAAGAAACUGACCGGUCACCAGUCCAAUCAGCUCUUGCAAGUAGUCACGAAACUUGACGAACAGGUUCAAACAGUGGCGCCAUUAAACGUGGCCAAGUCCAUGAAAAUGAUAGAAGCGGCCAAAAUGAGAAAGAAGAAGUAUUACAGACUGGAAUCCGAAGAGAAACCGGUGUUUCCGUUCCAACAGAAGAGUUUUUAUAGUCACGUCAUGGAAAACAAAGAGAUAAUGAAGACUUUGACUCUUCUGUCGAUGUGUACUCAGAAUAUCAAAACGGAAUUAAAUAUAUUAGUAAAACGAUGGAGGCCAUACCAUUACCUGUGGAAGUGCGAAAAAACAUUGCGACAACUUUUAUCUUGGAAUUUGAACGAUUUUGAGCUAGCUUUGAAAAGGCACAGCGAACUGGAAUUAAAACUAGCUACGGAACCCGACACUCUUAUUAUCGGAAACUGUCUUGCCGUGUCUACAGAGAAGCUUAAGUUGGGUCUUAUGACAGAAUUGAAAAACGGUACGCAUAGAAUAAGCCAAGCGAUGCGCAAAAAGUACAAACGUGAAAUGGAUUACGUAUAUGCUAUAAUGAAUGAUCUAGAACGCAAAUUGGAGAGGCCCAUACGAGAUUUAGAUGAUGUUAGAACAGUAAUGGAAACAUUGAAGAAGAUACGAGAGCAAGAGGUUGAUAUGGAAUUGAAAAUUGAUCCGGUUGAGGAGGCAUUUAAUGUCAUAACACGCUACGAACUCCCAGUCAGUAAAGAAGAUAUGGAGCAAGUGGAUAAUCUGAGGUACAGCUGGCAACAACUCCAAGCCACUGCUCUUGCGUCCCAUGUCCAACUAUUAAAAAUGCAGCCACAAUUCGAAGAAGACUUGAAGAACAACUUGGACAACUUUAGAGAAGACAACACCGAUUAUUGUCAUGAGUAUAGACACGCAGGUCCAAUGCAGACUGGAUUAACUCCAAGAGAGGCGUCUGAUAGAUUGAUUUUGUUUCAAAAUAGAUUUGAUGGUAUGUGGCGAAAACUACAAACAUAUCAAAACGGCGAAGAACUGUUUGGUCUUCCACAUACUGAGUACCCGGAGCUUGCGCAGAUAAGAAAGGAACUGAAUCUAUUACAGAAAUUGUACAAACUCUAUAAUGACGUGAUCGAUAGAGUAAGCAGUUACUACGAUAUACCUUGGGGAGAAGUUAAUAUUGAGGAAAUUAACAAUGAGCUGAUGGAGUUCCAGAAUCGAUGCAGAAAAUUACCAAAAGGGCUUAAAGAAUGGCCAGCCUUCUACGCUCUCAAGAAGACAAUCGAUGACUUCAAUGAUAUGUGUCCAUUACUUGAACUCAUGGCCAACAAAGCUAUGAAACCUCGUCACUGGCAGCGGAUAAUGGAAGUUACAAAGUAUAUCUUCGAGUUGGACAACGAAGACUUCUGUUUGAAAAAUAUUUUGGAAGCUCCUUUGUUGCCAAACAAAGAAGACAUUGAGGACAUUUGUAUAUCAGCCAUGAAAGAAAAGGAUAUAGAAGCAAAACUUCGACAAGUGACCAAUGAGUGGUCAGUGCAUGAAUUAACUUUUCAAACCUUUAAUAACAGAGGAGAACUCUUACUGAGAGGAGAUACAACAGCUGAGACUAUAGGGCAACUUGAGGACAGUCUUAUGAUACUGGGAUCUUUACUAUCUAAUCGUUACAACGCGCCCUUCAGAAAGCAAAUCCAGCAAUGGCUUUACGACUUGCAAAGCACAAAUGAAAUUCUAGAGAGAUGGCUUCUUGUACAGAACAUGUGGGUCUACUUGGAAGCGGUCUUUGUGGGUGGUGACAUUGCAAAGCAAUUACCGAAAGAGGCGAAGAGGUUUUCAAAAAUCGAUAAAUCCUGGCAAAAAAUUAUGCAGCGAGCGCACGAAACACCCGGUGUUGUGUCCUGUUGCGUCGGAGACGAUCUGCUGCGGCAACUACUUCCACAUUUACAAGAACAGCUGGAACUCUGUCAGAAAAGUCUAAGUGGUUAUCUCGAGAAAAAGCGGACGAUGUUCCCUAGGUUCUUCUUCGUCUCUGACCCGGCGCUGCUGGAGAUUCUUGGUCAAGCGUCAGAUUCCCAUACUAUACAGAACCACCUGUUAUCCAUAUUUGAUAAUAUACGCUAUGUUAAAUUUCAUGAUAUAGAAUAUAACAAGAUGGUGUCCAUAGUUUCAUCUGAAGGCGAAGAAAUAAAGUUGGAACGACCAGUUCGUGCCGAGGGUUCGGUGGAGACGUGGUUAACUUCACUAUUACAGUCAGCACAAAGCAGCUUGCAUUCCAUUAUAAGAAAUGCAGUAUCUCUCAUUAAUGAUCCAGUUUUUAAUCUCUUGCUAUUUCUUGACAAGAUGCCCGCGCAGGUAGGUCUUCUUGGAAUUCAAAUUAUAUGGACCAGGGAUGCAGAAUUGGCGUUAAUGCAAGCGCGACAAGACAAAAAAAUCAUGUUGGAGACAAAUAAUAAGUUCCUUGAGCUCCUCAAUACGCUCAUUGAUCAGACCACGAGGGACUUAACCAAAAUUGAGAGGAUCAAAUUUGAAACGCUUAUUACUAUACAUGUCCAUCAACGAGAUAUUUUUGACAUGCUGUGCCGACUGAACGUUCGUUCGGCAAACGAUUUCGAAUGGUUGAAACAAUGUCGAUUCUAUUUCAAAGAGGACGUUGACAAAACUUGGAUAUCAGUUACUGACGUUACGUUCACUUAUCAAAAUGAAUAUCUUGGAUGUACUGAGAGACUUGUAAUAACACCAUUGACAGAUAGAUGCUACAUAACUCUCGCUCAAGCACUAGCAAUGAGCAUGGGUGGCGCCCCCUGCGGUCCAGCGGGCACAGGCAAAACAGAAACAGUGAAAGACAUGGGAAAAACACUAGCUAAAUACGUUGUUGUGUUUAAUUGUUCCGAUCAAAUGGAUUACCGAGGACUCGGGCGUAUCUAUAAAGGUCUCGCACAAUCCGGCUCAUGGGGAUGUUUCGACGAAUUCAACCGUAUAGAACUUCCUGUGUUAUCUGUGGCGGCGCAACAAGUUGCCGUCGUUCUUGCUGCUAAGAAGGAAAAGAAGAAAACCUUUCUUUUCACAGAUGGCGAUAUGUCUGAAAUGUGCCCGGAGUUCGGGAUAUUUAUAACUAUGAAUCCUGGUUACGCCGGCCGUAAAGAACUACCAGAGAAUUUGAAGAUCCAGUUUAGGACCGUCGCCAUGAUGGUACCAGAUCGGCAGAUUAUUAUCCGCGUGAAACUUGCCUCUUGCGGAUUCUUGGAGAAUAUAACUCUAGCAAGAAAAUUUUACACGUUAUACAAACUAUGUGAGGAGCAAUUGACAAAACAAGUGCACUAUGAUUUUGGUCUCAGAAACAUUCUAUCCGUAUUGAGGACUCUGGGUGCAGUCAAGAGAGUGAACGCAAAAGACAAUGAGAGUACAAUUGUCAUGCGAGUACUUCGAGAUAUGAAUUUGUCCAAACUGAUUGACGAAGAUGAACCGCUUUUUAUCUCUCUUGUAGCCGAUUUAUUUCCAAAUCAGGUUCUAGAGAAAACCACGUACCCGGACCUCGAAGAAGCGAUAAGGAAAAUUGUGGAUGCCACGGGUUUAGUGUACCAUCCGCCGUGGGUUUUAAAGAUUGUUCAGCUGUACGAAACACAGAGAGUACGACACGGCAUAAUGGUACUGGGACCACCAGGCGCUGGUAAAACCACGUGUAUACAUACAGUGAUGAGUGCUCUAUCGGAAACAGAGGACCCCCACAAGGAAAUGAGAAUGAAUCCCAAAGCAAUAACAGCUUCACAAAUGUUUGGACGACUCGAUGUGGCUACAAAUGACUGGACAGAUGGCAUUUUCUCUGCGUUAUGGCGAAAAACGUUAAAGAUGAAAACUGGGGAGCAUAUUUGGCUUGUGUUAGAUGGCCCCGUAGAUAGUAUAUGGAUAGAAAACUUGAAUUCAGUACUUGAUGACAAUAAAACAUUAACGCUUGCUAAUGGAGAUAGGUUAACAAUGUCUCCAACAUCGAAAAUAAUAUUCGAACCUGAAAAUAUUGACAACGCAUCACCAGCAACGGUAUCAAGAAAUGGUAUGGUUUAUAUGAGUUCUUCGGGAUUAGACUGGGAACCAGUUUUAAGUGCCUGGCUAAAGACAAGAUCGUCGCGCGAAAAUGAAAUAUUCAGUUCAUUGUUCGAAGAAACUUUUCCAAACACUUACACGUGGUGCACACAAAAUCUCAACUUUAGUAUGCGCGUUCUUCAAAGCAAUAUUGUUUCACAAAUGCUCAAUUUACUAGAAGGUCUAGUUCCACCUCAAAUUGUAGAAACUGAGGAUCAGUCUGCGAGCAAAUCAGUUAGCGGCGAUUUAGAUGAUGAUGAAGAAAAAGAAAAGGGGGAAGAAAUCCCCCUGUUUACACCUGAACAUUUGCAUAAAAUUUACGUGUUUUCUUUAGUAUGGGGUUUCGGUUCAUUAUUGGAAACGGGUGACAGGAUUAAGUAUGAUAAGUAUAUUAAAACAACGUUUACUGAUAUUCUUGAGAUGCCGAAGCAUCCCAGCAAUAAACCUAGUAUAUUAUUCGACUUUUAUGUAAAACAUCCUGGCAAAUGGGAGCUUUGGGACGAUCUUAUGACAAAUUAUCAAUACCCAGACACUGCUACUCCGGAUUAUGCAAAUAUUCUUAUACCGAUCGUAGACAAUGUUCGAAUUAAUUAUCUAAUCCACUGUAUUGCGAAACAAGGAAAGGCCGUAUUACUCCUCGGUGAGCAAGGCUCUGCCAAAACUGUCAUGAUGAAAGCAUAUAUGAAGAAUGCUAAUGCAGAACAAUUUAUGGGUCGUUCGUUCAAUUUUUCUUCCGCUACAAGUCCGUAUCAAUUUCAAAAAACCAUAGAGAGUUACGUGGAAAAACGAAGUGGUAUGACGUUUGGUCCACCUGGCGGGAAGAAAAUGCUCGUUUUUAUUGAUGAUAUAAAUUUACCUCAGAUAAAUGAAUGGGGUGAUCAAAUCACAAAUGAAAUUGUACGUCAAACUAUGAGCAUGGGCGGAUUUUACAGUUUAGAGAAACCCGGGGACUUUACAACUAUCGUAGAUAUUCAGUUUCUUGGUGCAAUGGGUCAACCUGGUGGUGGCAGAAAUGAUAUUCCAUCAAGGUUGAAAAGGCGCUUUUCUAUUUUUAACUGUCCCUUACCAAAUAACGAUUCUAUUGAUAAAAUAUUUAAAGUUAUUGGCGAAGGACAUUAUAACGCGAAGCGAGGAUUCACUAUUGAGGUUCGGUCCCUAAUAAAAAGAAUUAUUCCAUUGACGCGCGAACUGUGGACAAGAACACGAAUCAAUUUAUUGCCAACACCAGCUAAAUUUCACUAUGUGUUUUCACUAAGAGAUUUAUCAAGAGUAUGGCAAGGAAUGGUUGGUACUUUGCCUACUGUUAUAGAAUCGGAAAGAUGUUUAAUGUUGCUGUGGAAGCACGAGUGCUCCAGAGUGUUUUCCGAUAGAUUUACACAUCAAACAGAUAAGGAUUGGUUUAAUAAAGCGUUGUAUGACAUUGCUGAAGAAAUUUUAGGUCCAGAAUAUAAGAAAAUGAUGGAAAAAGACCCCGUGUUUGUAGACUUUAUGAGAGACGCCCCUGAACCGACAGGCGAAGAAGGUGAAGAUGCUGAUAUGGAAUUACCAAAGGUGUAUGAACCAGUUUUUGAUUACAAUGAAUUACGCGAUCGUCUGGAUAUGUUUUUAUCACAAUUUAAUGAAAUGGUCCGAGGCUCCGGAAUGGACCUUGUAUUCUUUCCAGAUGCAAUGCUUCAUUUGGUCAAGAUAUCGCGUGUAAUCAGGCAUCCUCGAGGAAACGUUAUGCUUGUAGGCGUUGGUGGUUCAGGAAAACAAUCCCUAACCAAAUUGUCUACAUUUAUUGCCGGAUAUCGGUCGUUUCAAAUAGCAUUAACAAGAUCAUAUAAUGUUGGUAACUUUCUAGAAGACCUGAAACUUUUAUAUAGAUCUUGCGGUGUGCAAGGAAAAGGCACAACAUUUAUUUUCACAGACCUAGAUAUAAAGGAAGAGGGAUUUCUAGAAUACCUAAACAACAUUUUAAGCUCAGGCGUUAUAUCAAAUUUAUUUACAAAAGAUGAACAACAGGAAAUAAUAUCUGAGCUCACACCAAUUAUGAAAAGAGAAAAUCAAAAACGUACUUUGACUAAUGAACUUGUUAUGGAGUACUUUUUGAAUAGGACAUGCCAAAAUCUACAUGUGGUACUAUGUUUCUCACCGGUAAGUGAAGCUUUUCGCUACCGAGCUUUAAGAUUUCCAGCGUUGAUAUCAGGAUGCACAAUAGAUUGGUUUCAACCUUGGCCAAAGGAUGCCUUGGUAUCAGUAGCGGAUCAUUUUCUAGCUGAAUUUGAAAUCGAAUGCACGAAAGAAGUAAAGAAAGAAUUAGUUACUGUACUCGGAACAAUACAGGAUGUGGUUUCUACAGUUUCAACAGAAUAUUUUCAAAGAUUUAGGCGUUCAUCCCACGUAACGCCAAAAUCAUAUUUAAGUUUUAUUGGCGGUUAUAAAACAAUAUAUCAAAUGAAACAAAAAGAGUUAGGCGAUGGUGCUUUAAGAAUGGAUACAGGACUGGAAAAAUUACGUGAAGCAUCAAUAUCUGUGGAGGUAUUGAAAAAGGAUUUGGCGGUGAUGGAGCAAGAUUUAGCUCUAGCAUCUGAAAAAGCAGACCGCGUUUUAACGGAGGUGACAGAACGAGCCAUGCAAGCCGAAAUAGUGAAGAAUCAAGUCCAAGUUGUUAAAGAAAAAGCCGAAGCACUGGUAGCUUUUAUAGCAGAAGAAAAGGAAAAGGCGGAACGUAAACUCGAAGCUGCUAAGCCGGCAUUGGAAGAAGCAGAGGCUGCACUUAACACUAUAAAACCUGCUCAUAUUGCUACAGUUAGAAAGCUGGGUAGACCACCGCAUCUUAUUAUGAGAAUUAUGGACUGUGUUUUAAUUCUGUUUCAAAGAAGACUUCAUCCUAUCAUACCAGACACAGCUGCACCAUGUCCAAAACCAUCUUGGGCCGAGUCACUUAAGAUGAUGGCCAGCACAACAUUUUUAUUACAAUUACAAAAUUAUCCAAAAGAUAUCAUCAACAAUGAAAUGGUAGAACAUCUAUUACCAUACUUCGAAAUGGAAGAUUACAACAUGGAUACUGCGAAACGUGUGUGUGGAGACGUCGCAGGUUUAUUGUCUUGGACAAAAGCAAUGGCAUUCUUUCACAGUGUAAAUAAAGAAGUUUUACCAUUAAAAGCAAGUUUAAUGUUACAAGAAGCAAGAUUAAAGGUGGCUAUGGAAGACUUGGCUUCUGCGGAAAGACAGCUAGAAGAACGUGAAAUGUCACUUAGAAAAGUUAAAGAACAAUAUGAAGCAGCUGUUUCUGAAAAACAGCAACUAACAGAUGCAGCAAAUGUUUGUUUGAGAAAAAUGACAGCUGCAACUCAACUUAUCAAUGGGUUGGGUGGAGAAAAAAUAAGAUGGACUCAACAAAGCAAAGACUUUAAAGAACAACUUGGACGUUUGGUUGGAGAUGUUGUAUUGGCCACAGGAUUUUUGUCCUAUUGCGGUCCGUACAAUCAAGAAUUUAGAAACAGUUUGUUUAAUACAUGGAUGGGUAUAUUAAAGAGUAAACAAAUACCCGUAACAGAUAAUUUGAAUAUAACAAGCAUGUUAGUAGAAAAUGCUACAAUAUCCGAAUGGACUUUACAAGGUUUACCAAACGAUGAACUAUCUGUACAAAAUGCGCUCAUUGUAACUAAGUCCAGCUCCUAUCCACUACUAGUCGACCCACAGAGUCAAGGCAAGAACUGGAUUAAAAACAAAGAAAGUUCAAAUGAACUCCAAAUAACGUCGUUGAAUCAUAAAUAUUUUCGGACACAUCUUGAAGACAGCUUGUCUUUAGGUAGACCACUUUUAAUAGAGGAUGUAGGAGUUGAAUUAGACCCUGUAAUUGAUAAUGUAUUAGAAAAGAACUUCAUAAAAUCAGGUUCUAUAGAAAAAGUUAUUGUUGGUGAUAAGGAAUGCGAUGUCAUGCCUGGUUUUAUGCUUUAUAUUACCACUAAACUUCCCAAUCCUGCAUAUUCACCAGAAAUUAGCGCCAAGACCUCCAUUAUAGAUUUCACUGUAACGAUGCAAGGCCUGGAAGAUCAGUUACUUGGUAGAGUUAUUUUAAUGGAAAAGUCGGAUUUAGAAGAAGAACGAGUAGCUUUGUUUGAAUCAGUAAUGAAAAACCAAAGAAGUAUGAAAGAAUUGGAGAGUAACUUACUUUGCCGUUUAACCUCCUCUGAAGGAUCUCUUGUUGACGACGAAGCUCUGAUUCAAGUUCUACAAAUAACUAAGACAACAGCGGAGGAAGUAAAUGAAAAGCUCAAAGUAGCUGAAGUAACUGAGAAGAAAAUAGUAAAAGCAAGAGAAGAAUUUAGGGCAGUCGCAGCUAGGGGCUCAAUCUUAUACUUUUUAAUAGUGGAAAUGAGUAACGUCAAUAUUAUGUACCAAAACUCGUUGAAACAGUUUUUGACUAUAUUCGAUAAUUCAAUAACAAAAUCAACGAAAAGUAAUAUUACUGAGGAGCGUAUAAAUAUAAUAUUGAAAUACUUAACUCAUGAAGUUUGGGCAUUUACUUUGCGUAGUUUGUAUGAGAGACACAAAGCAUUAUUUACAUUAAUGUUAGCGAUGAAGAUAGAUUGCCACCGGGGUCUUAUAUCGCACGAUGAGUUCAUGGCUUUUGUCAAAGGUGGUGCGUCACUUGAUUUAAACGCAGUAACUCCAAAACCAUUUAAAUGGAUUUUAGAUAUCACAUGGUUAAAUCUGGUGGAGAUAAGCAAGCUUAAAACGUUCUCCGAUGUUCUUAGAAAAAUAUCGAGUAAUGAGAAAGAAUGGCGGAUCUGGUACGAAAAAGCAAAGCCAGAGGAGGAGGUGAUUCCGAGUGGAUACCAAGAGAGUCUGGAUGUAUUUCGGAAAUUACUUCUUAUUAGAUCUUGGAGUCCAGAUAGAACAUUGUCACAAGCCAGAAAAUAUAUUGUUGAUUCUCUUGGGGCUGAAUAUGGAGAAGGGCAAAUCUUAAAUUUAGAGGUUACAUGGGAAGAGUCAGAGCCAAGAACGCCCCUCAUAUGUAUACUAUCCAUUGGAUCGGAUCCUUCAGCACAAAUAGCAUCGCUUGCAAAAUCGAAAGAAAUAGUUUUAAAAGCCGUUUCGAUGGGACAAGGCCAGGAAAUUGUCGCCCGAAAAAUGAUAUCAGACGCAAUGACCGACGGCGGCUGGGUUCUACUCCAAAACAUUCAUCUAUCACUGUCUUUCUGCGUCGAGGCCAUGGAUGCUUUGAUUGAAACCGAACACAUACAAGAGUCGUUUCGCCUAUGGCUUACAACUGAAGUACAUUCGGAUUUUCCCAUAGGCUUAUUGCAAAUGGCCAUCAAAUUUACAAAUGAACCGCCUCAAGGUAUAAGAGCUAGUAUGAAGAGAACGUAUCAGAAUAUUACGCAAGAUACUCUAGAUUACUCGUCGUUACCCCAAUGGCCGCCACUUCUAUACGCAGUCGCAUUUUUACACACUAUCGUUCAAGAGAGAAGAAAGUUUGGGCCCUUGGGAUGGAACAUUCCAUAUGAGUUCAAUCAAGCUGACUAUGCUGCGAGCGUCCAAUUCAUACAAAAUCACCUGGACGAAAUCGAUCCUAAAAAAGGUAUAUCUUGGCCAACAAUAUGUUACAUGCUAGGUGAAGUCCAAUAUGGUGGAAGAGUUACGGAUGAUUUUGAUAAACGGCUACUAACUACAUUUACUAAUGUCUGGUUCUGCGACGUGCUCCUACGUCCCGGCUUCGAGUUCUAUAAAGGAUACAAAGUUCCACAGACUAGAAACCUCCAAGGUUAUGUAGAUUAUAUAAAUCAAUUGCCGUUAACGGACACACCUGAAGUUUUUGGGCUUCACGGUAACGCGGACAUCACAUACCAAAUUAACAGCGCUAAAGAUAUACUGGAUACCAUUUUGAGUGUCCAGCCUAAAGAGGGUGGCAGUCAAGGGGGUGAGACGAGAGAAAGUAUUGUAUAUCGCUUAGCUGAAGAUAUGUUAGAGAAACUUCCGAAGCAAUAUGUUUCCUUUGAAGUGAGAGAAGCACUACAAAAGAUGGGAGCUUUUCUUCCAAUGAAUAUAUUUUUAAGACAAGAAAUAGACCGUAUACAAAAGGUGAUAAAAACCGUUUUCACUACGCUUUGUGACUUAAAAUUAGCGAUAGACGGAACGAUAGUUAUGAGUCAAGGACUUCGUGAGUCGCUCGAUGCUAUGUACGAUGCCCGUAUUCCAUCUAAAUGGUCUAAGGUAUCAUGGGAGUCGGCAACAUUAGGUUUCUGGUAUACAGAGCUUCUAGAACGCGAAUAUCAAUAUCGAAUAUGGUUGCGCAACGGACGACCUAAUACAUUCUGGAUGACAGGCUUCUUCAAUCCUCAAGGUUUUUUGACUGCCAUGAGACAGGAAGUAACGCGUAGCCACAAGGGUUGGGCUCUAGACUCCGUCGUAUUACAGAAUCAUAUCACCAAGUUAAAUCGUGAAGACGUUCAUGAAGGACCAACAGAGGGAGUUUAUGUUUAUGGCUUGUUUCUUGAAGGUGCAUCCCUAGAUCGAAAAACCGGGAAACUAAUAGAAUCAAAGCCCAAGGUACUCUACGAACAGAUGCCAGUCAUAUACAUUUUCGCAAUAAACACAACAGCAGGAAAGGAUCCCAGGCUCUACGAAUGUCCAAUCUACAGAAAACCACAGCGAACUGAUGCUAAAUAUGUCGGCUCCAUAGAUUUUGAAACGGACAGCAAUCCGAGGCACUGGACUUUGAGAGGUGUAGCGCUACUGUGCGAUAUUAAAUAA